AUGUCGCACCAUGGCUGGAGCUUUCCUGCUCGAGUCUUUUUUAUGGGAGCCCCACUGCUUAUUAUUGUACUUCUAUAUGUGAUUCUGAGAUUUGGUUUGUCCUGGAAAGAGGUCGAUGUUUCAUCUCUUGUUGGAAAAGAGCCAAAGGUCCAUCAGAACCGUACUUCAAUAUCUGAUAUACUGAAUUCAACACUUGGAGUAAGCUUUCUCUUACCCUCCGUCUCGCUUCCCUCUUGAACAGAGCAACAGUUUCUAAUCACUUCUAGUUCCAAAAACUUUUCGUCAUAAAUUUGCCAUCCAGAACAGAUCGUCGUGAUGCAGUCUCCCUCGCUGCCGCUGUCAGAAAUUUCCACAUCGACUUCAUUGAGGGUGUUGGUGGCGACAGCGUCCCAGAUAACGUAUUGCCACCCGAAGGCAGUGAAGAAAAUGUCAAGCUUUCGAAAGGAGUCAGAGGGAGCUGGCGCAGUCACAUCAACGAUUUGCAAGAGUGAGAAUAGUGCUUCCCGGUAUUAGAGCAACCACUGAUCAAGCCUGCGUUGUAGAAUUGUUCAUAAAAACAUCAGCACAGCAAUGAUAUUUGAAGAUGAUGUUGAUUGGGAUAUUCGGGUUCGAUCACAACUGCAAAGUUUCGCAUUCGCUUCCCAAGUAUUAACAUCUAAAAAACUGGACUUGCAAUAUACCACUUGGACGCGACGAAGAAUACAGAGACCGAGGAGAGUGUUUCUGAUAACAUCUCUUCAAAUAACAUCUCCUCGACUCUUUACUCACUUCCACUCUCGGAGAUAACUUCACAUGAUCAAAACAGAUCCCCUUACGGAGAGCCAAACUCCUGGGAUGUUCUUUGGCUAGGACAUUGCGGAGUCGGAUUCCCGCGUACAAAAACAAUCUCUAUGUCGACGAGAACAACUUACUCCUCACAAACCCAAACGAUGAAACCGUUCCAUUACCAAAAUAUCUCAAAGCUCAUCCGUUUGGACCUCUCGAUGCACUCGCUUCCUCCUUUCCACCGCAUACCCGUGUCUAUCACCGCGCAUCAGGGGGAGCAAUAUGUACCGCUGCAUAUGCCGUUUCUCAAAGGGGAGCUCGACGAUUGUUGCAGUAA
Hymenoscyphus albidus is the source of this 1102-nucleotide messenger RNA. The record is from the annotation of a GenBank genome assembly. Lineage: Eukaryota; Fungi; Ascomycota; Leotiomycetes; Helotiales; Helotiaceae.